AUGUUGAACAUUACUAGGUCUGUCUUCAAUUUUGUCUAUAUUUCACUUAAGAUUAUUAUUAUUAUGUUCAUUUUAACAUCACACAGACGAUGUUGUAGGGUAUACUCACGCAUUUUUCAUUUUCAAUGGUAUGCUUUUCUUUAUAACUUUCAAUGCUCCUCCCUAGCCCUUCUGUAUUGUCUUUUUUAUUUAUUGCUUAUUUACGAUGUAGAUUUUCUAUUUAAAUUAUCCAAGACUCUCUUUUCCACGCUUUUGAGUCCACAUUUUAUUGUGAAUAUUGAUCAUGCGUGCCUUCAUUAUGAGUAA
Phytomonas sp. Hart1 is the source of this 306-nucleotide messenger RNA. The record is from the annotation of a GenBank genome assembly. Lineage: Eukaryota; Euglenozoa; Kinetoplastea; Trypanosomatida; Trypanosomatidae.